AUGGAGAUGUGUUAUUCGCUUGUUACAUUGACUCUUUUCUCUUUGAAGGGUGAAAAAUUAGGAACGAUAGAAGAAGAAGUAUAUGGAUAUACCAGAUUACAUUCAUUAGAUGAUGCUAAAGAAUGGGAACAGCUUAUAUCGAGUGAAAAUUCUACGCCUAAGAAGUCAGCGACGUUUCAUGGAUUACGCGAUUUACAGUUCUACGAUUCUCCUUGCUCGUCCAGCCAAUUUGGAAGUGAUCAACAGCUCAAACAAUCGUCGACACGUCUCUCAAGGAAACGAUCUCUGCUUUGCGAGAUGGGUUCGCGGAUUCGUCUCUUCUCUACGGGUUCUUUUGUCUCAACAGCCGCUCAUGGAGAUGAAGCAACUCUUACUACUUCUACCUCUAUAAAUCGAUCAAUAAUUCAUCCACCAACCAUCAUAACAAGUUUGGUCUCAUCUCCAAGUAUGGUCAAGACGCAAUCACUCAAUAGCUUUCCAGAAACGAUAGUGGUCUGUUCGUCCAAUUCUAAAAAGAGCCAUUCGAAGCUUCUAUCUCGUUCCAGUAUGUCACUUGAUAAACGUGAUAUUUCGCUGAACAUGGAAUAUGCAAGAGAUUCUUCACCUUCUCAAUUGGGAAUUCUUUGUCGACAUUGCUCUUCAACUUCCGAUUUAACUUGUCCAAAAGCUCAACAGGAAAUGGCGUCACCAUCAGUUCCAUCAUUAUACUCAUUAGCAGCUUCUGAUUUAUCUUCAAAUGAAAUUCUUUGUCGUAUAUGUCAUUGUUGUUGGCCAUCUGAUCCAUCAGAAUCAACAUCAGAUCCAUUAAUAUCUCCAUGUCGAUGUUCAGGAACGCUUCAAUACGUUCACGUCUCAUGUCUAAUGCAUUGGUUGGAUAUAUCAUCCAGAAAGCUUCAUCGUCCAGCCAUCUGUGAAUUAUGUUUAUACAAGUAUAGAAGAAGAAGAAUAUUGAAGUAUCGCGAAAUUAAAUUUCCUGAAUGUUCCGAGAGUGACAUCCGAUAUUACACGAUCUUCAUAACAGCUGUUUUUCUGAUGCUACUAUCAGCUUUAUCAACAAUUAUAUGUUUUCAAUUGGAUAAGAAAUAUGUGGAAUCAGCUUAUAUGGUUAAUUCAACAACAACAGCAACUUCAUCGGCUGCCGUCGUUGCUGCUGCUGCCGCUUCAAUCAAUUCUCCAGAAUUUGUUGUUACAUAUGAAGAUAGAUCAAACCCUAAACAAAUCUUAGAACGUUCUCGUGAUCAUAGCUUCUUGCCAAGUAUACAUCUGGAAAACCUUUACAGUACAAUAACCUUGGUAUCAGCUGUCAUAUUCUUUAUAAGUUUCUUUGUGGCUAUGUAUGCCCAUGUUAAGACUGGAUUAAGUUUUUGCAAUUAUCUUAUGUUAUGCUGGAGUUCUAACUUGGAUUGGUCUAUAGAAGAAUAUAAACAAUCAAGAGAUUCUCAAUAUUUAUCGAAAUUAGAAGAACUUCGAAGGAAAAUGAACGAAAAACAGAAAAAGGCUCCAGAUGAGGUCGAACCUCUACGUAGCUCCGUUAUCGUCAUUGAAUAA
This is a messenger RNA of Auanema sp. JU1783, 1548 nucleotides long. The record is from the annotation of a GenBank genome assembly. Lineage: Eukaryota; Metazoa; Nematoda; Chromadorea; Rhabditida; Rhabditidae.